AUGAGAUCCAAGCACUCUAUCAACCGUGCUCAAAAUGUGAGCUCUAAAAGCCCACUUAGGCAAUUCGUUACAGGUAAAGACAAGUCAGCAGGUAGAAAUUCAAAGGGUCGUAUCACAAUUUUCCAUAGAGGGGGAGGGGCAAAACGAUCACAAAGAACAAUUCACCUAAAAUGCAACACUUCAUCAGUAGGUGUAGUUGAACGAAUCGAAUACGACCCAAAUCUCACUUCACGGAUCGCAAUGGUCAGAUGGGUCGAAGGGGCAACCGUUGACCGCCCUAAAAAAGUCAACUCCCUCCAAAAAAAACUUCACCCCACCACUAAGAUCCUACCCUCCAUCUCCAUCAAAGGUUAG
This is a messenger RNA of Lactuca saligna, 354 nucleotides long. The record is from the annotation of a GenBank genome assembly. Lineage: Eukaryota; Viridiplantae; Streptophyta; Magnoliopsida; Asterales; Asteraceae.